Molecule: messenger RNA, 2301 nt
Organism: Sitophilus oryzae (rice weevil)
Lineage: Eukaryota; Metazoa; Arthropoda; Insecta; Coleoptera; Curculionidae
Gene: Not3
Product: CCR4-NOT transcription complex subunit 3
Exons: 13
Coding region: 202-2286 (694 amino acids)
Biological process (GO): regulation of DNA-templated transcription; nuclear-transcribed mRNA poly(A) tail shortening
Cellular component (GO): CCR4-NOT core complex; nucleus; P-body
Source: RefSeq, a predicted model, not a curated record
UCUAUUCGUUGAAGUUUUUAGAGAAGCAAGUCCAAGGAAAAACAAAGUUUUUUAUUUUCCCAAAAAGAAUUUGAACUUAGAUUUAAAUUUUAACUAAUUUAAGAUAUACUCUUUUUGAUUUGAUUGAUUUUCUUUUAUAUUUUUGAAUGGUAUUUGUUCAUUUUGACCAAACAACGAUAGAAUGCAUUGAACUUUACAGAUAUGGCGGCGACUAGAAAACUUCAAGGAGAGAUAGAUCGUUGUUUGAAGAAAGUAACUGAAGGUGUAGAAACAUUUGAGGAUAUUUGGCAGAAGGUUCACAAUGCGACAAAUAGCAACCAAAAAGAAAAAUAUGAGGCCGACCUUAAAAAAGAGAUCAAGAAGCUGCAGAGGCUUCGAGAUCAAAUUAAAAGUUGGAUAGCUUCUGGUGAAAUUAAAGACAAAAGUAUAUUAAUGGAUAAUCGAAAGUUAAUUGAAACUCAAAUGGAGAGGUUUAAAGUAGUCGAAAGAGAAACAAAGACAAAAGCUUAUUCGAAAGAAGGUUUGGGAGCUGCCCAAAAAUUAGAUCCAGCCCAAAGAGAAAAGGAAGAAAUGCAACAUUGGUUGAACAAUUCCAUCGAUCAGCUGUCUAUUCAGACUGACUCUUUUGAGAGUGAAAUAGAACAAUUGCUUUCAAAGGGCAAAAAGAAACUGGAUAAAGACAAACAAGAACGAAUGGAUGAGUUAAAAGGAAGAUUAGAGAGGCAUAGGUUUCACAUACAAAAAUUAGAAGCGUUAUUGAGAAUGUUAGUUAAUGAAUCUGUUGAAGUAAAACAGAUCAAACCAAUAAAAGACAAUGUGGAUUAUUAUAUUGAAUCGUGGAAAGAACCCGAUUUUCAGGAUAAUGAAUUCAUAUAUGAUGAUAUAAUUGGAUUGGAUGAAGUAGAGUUAUCUGGAGUAGGCCUGCCAUCAUCGGCUACGACGGAUAGUAAUGAUACAGGUGGUACACCGACGUCAAUGAUCUCUGGUUCGUCUCCGAUACCGUCCCCAGCGCCAUCUUCAGGUGGUUUGGCUAAUUCGACAGCAUUUAAUCAUUCCAUUGAAACCAAUGCCAUUGAGGAGAAAAAAGCCAUCUCUAAAGAAGUUCAACAGCAGCCAAAACCAGUCAAGCCUAUGGCUGUUAGGGCUACGUCUGCAUCUCUAAACAGUAGUACAAAUUCGGUACUGAAUUAUAGUAGUGCUAGUGCAACGUCCACACCAUCUGGUAAGGGUAAAACGACUACUUUAACCAGUAGUACGCCUAGUAAGAUUAUUCUAGCAGCGCGAGAGAACUCUCCCAUUAUUUCAAGCAUGUCGACGGUCAGCAAUUUCGCAGCUGCAGCAGCCAAUAACCUCAGUUCGAAGUUGAUAACUAAUAGUGGCGAAAGCAACUCAUCUGUGAUACCCAAUGUUAGUCAAGCACCCCAACAGAGUUUAUUAAACUCCAUCAACACAUCAGCUGUAAAUUUAUCCAUUACUUCACAGACAUCUACAAAUUCUACUAGUUCAUCCCAGAAGCCUAAUGAAGGUACAGUACAAAAUAAUUGCACGCCGGAAGCGAAUAAUAGUUCGAGCCCGUCGCCAUUGUCAAAUCCUGACGGCCCUCAAAACAUCCCCAACGACCUCAUGGAAAAAAUCCAAUUGCCUGAGCUGUCCACGCUGAAAACCAUCGCCCAGCAGGUAAUAGACAGGACGACGAUAGAGAAUCAACAGCAACAGCAGCAGCAACAACAACAGCAGCAGCAGCAACAGGUGAUAUUGGAGACGCCCCGCAGCCAGAGCCAAGCCAAGACGGAAGCCCACAUACCUCCGCUGUUGGGCGUCGCUCCCCUGGGAGCAGUACCCCUACAGAAGGAACACCAGCAGCAGUUCCAGCUGAUGGAACCAGCGUACUACCACAUGCCGCAUCCUUCGGAUACGGAAAGAAUACGGACCUACUUGCCGAGGAAUCCGUGCAAUACCCCUGCGUAUUACAUUCAGGCGCCCUUAUUCAAUUCUGAUACGCCAGAAUUCUACCAACGGUUGGGUACGGAGACGUUGUUUUUUGUAUUUUACUACAUGGAAGGGACUAAAGCGCAGUACCUGGCCGCGAAAGCUUUAAAAAAACAAAGCUGGAGGUUUCACACUAAGUACAUGAUGUGGUUCCAAAGACACGAAGAGCCGAAGAUCAUCAAUGAAGAGUAUGAACAGGGCACCUACAUUUACUUCGAUUACGAGAAGUGGGGACAAAGAAAAAAGGAAGGUUUCACCUUCGAGUAUAAAUAUUUAGAGGAUAGAGAUCUUAAUUAAAUACUAUUUAUAAAA